Colletotrichum spaethianum is the source of this 1080-nucleotide messenger RNA. Its product is annotated as zinc finger protein ZPR1. Gene Ontology annotation, biological process: regulation of transcription by RNA polymerase II. Gene Ontology annotation, molecular function: DNA-binding transcription factor activity, RNA polymerase II-specific; RNA polymerase II cis-regulatory region sequence-specific DNA binding. Lineage: Eukaryota; Fungi; Ascomycota; Sordariomycetes; Glomerellales; Glomerellaceae. The record is from RefSeq and is a predicted model, not a curated record. Gene Ontology annotation, cellular component: PcG protein complex; transcription regulator complex. The transcript is spliced from 4 exons. Bases 1 to 1080 code for a protein of 359 amino acids.
AUGGUUGGCGCUCCGAUGCAGAUGCAGGUGCCCGUCUCCCACAUGGGACCCGGCCCUGUGAUCCUGCCCGUACAAGGCCCCGAGCAGCAGGCGCCUCAGCAGCCUACGAAGGCCUACCCGUGCAGCACUUGCGGCAAGGGCUUUGCUCGCCGUAGUGACUUGGCCCGUCACGAACGUAUUCACAGCGGCAUUCGUCCGCACGUCUGCGACUUCCCCAACUGUGGAAAGCAGUUCAUCCAGCGAUCGGCCCUCACGGUCCAUCAGCGAGUCCACACCGGAGAGAAGCCUCACAUGUGUGAACGCUGCGGCAAGCCUUUCAGUGACAGCAGUUCCCUGGCACGCCACCGCCGAAUCCAUUCUGGCAAGCGCCCUUACAAAUGCCCCUACGCCGACUGUCAGAAGACCUUUACCCGCCGCACUACUCUGACGAGACACCAAAACCACCACACCGGCACUGUUGAGGAGGCUGCUGCUGCGACUGCCGCCGCCCUCGCCGCCCGUGGAGCUACCGCGAAGCCAAAUGCGUCCCGCUCCGAUGGUGACGCCAUGUCCAACCGGGGCUCACCGCUGACGACGCCUUCUCCUGGCCAGCGAACCCUCUCGAUGUCGCCCAGUGCCGACAGCAUGCACCGUGCCACUUCGGAGUUCCAGUAUAUGGGCAACAGCUCGCUCCCCGUCCAUCUCCAGCGGGACAUGCACGUUGGCAGCCCUGCGUCGACAUCUUCGGGCGGUUACAACACCGGCAUGAGGCCCACCUCGCAUCCUACCAGCUACGGACCGCCCCCAACGCUGGAGCCGAGUGUCGAGCAACACUCCGGCCCUGGCAGCGCUGGCGGCAGCCCUCACAUGAGCAACGUCGGCUGGCAGUCGCCGUCGCACGUUGCGUCUCCCUCGCACAGCAGCAACGGUGGUGGCUACACCUAUCCCGAUCCCGACGCAUACCCCGCUGCUCCCUCGCUCGGUGGCCAAAUGUUCUAUGGCAACCCCGGACAGGUCCGCCGACCCCAGAGCACCGAGCCCCCUGCCGGCGCCUAUGACAUUAAGGGUCGCCAGAGCGAGCUGUGGGCAGGCGCUCACUAG